Chlorella variabilis is the source of this 1539-nucleotide messenger RNA. RefSeq lists its product as hypothetical. Bases 1 to 1539 code for a protein of 512 amino acids. The record is from RefSeq and is a predicted model, not a curated record. The transcript has 12 exons. NCBI's taxonomy places the organism in Eukaryota, Viridiplantae, Chlorophyta, Trebouxiophyceae, Chlorellales, Chlorellaceae.
AUGUUUGGCCUGCAGCACCUCUUCUGCUGGGUGCCUAGGCGGCGAAAUAUACGCAGAGAGCGGCAUGGAAGCACUGAGCAGGAUCCUGGAGCAGGAGGGGAGAAGCGGCGGCGGCGGCGGCACAUCCGCAGAUACAUACACGCCAAGGCCGGCGGCCUAGGCGACGCAGACGGCAGCCAGGCCAUCAGCCCGGUCUCGGGGGACGGCCGUCUUUCCAUGGCCUUUAGCGAUACAGAGUAUCACGAUGCGGUGGAGUGGCACGAGGGCGACGCCUCCUUCACCAGCCGCUCCUCAGCCGACGACAGCCACCUGAGCUCCCCCACCGGCUCCUACGCCGACGGCCAGCAGCCCGCCUCGCCCACCGUCUUCUCGCGGCUGGCGACGUGGUGGGAGGGGCGGCGCGCCUCGGGCCCGCACCAGGCCCAGGGCUCGCCCGGCGCGGGCGACGAGGUCACGCCUCGCUCCGGCGCCUCCCACCCGCGCAGCUCCUCUGUUGGCUCCCCCAGCACGCCGCCCGUGCCCGCGGACGAGAUCAUAGAGCCCUCAGCAGACGGCAAGAUCGGCUGCAUGUCACUCUUCACGGUCGCCUCUGCGGGCCUCGCGCACAAGAAGUUCCUGCGCCUCGGCAAGCCCGCGGCGGGCAGCUCAUUCCGGAGCGCGGCGGAGGAGCGGGGCGGGGAGGCGACCCCCGCCACGCCACCGCAGCUGCACCCGCCGCCGCAGCGGCAGUCGGUGGUUGACAAGCUGCAAAAGUCUGUGGAUGAGGAGACUGGCAGCUGCGCGGCGGCCUGGGAGCCUGCGGAGGGGACCACCUUCCAAGUGCGCAGCCAUGGCUACAUGCGCAGCAAGAAGAAGGAGCCCAGCGGGCCCUGCAUGCUGGUGGGGGUGGACGUGUACUCGUUUGAUUUCAAGCUGUACCACAUCGCGCAGCAUGUGCAGCUACCCGAGGUGCCGGUGGUGGGGCCGGCGGCGCAGGCGCUACCAGCCGACCAGAAGCUGCCGCCGCUGCUCAUCAUCAAUAUGCAGCUGCCCAUGUAUGGGGUGGAGCAGCCGGCAGCGCUGGCGCUGGUGCAGCGCUUCAUGCACAACAGGCGCGAGCUGGACGGCACCCCCACCCGCGACCGCUUCAAGCUCAUCCCCCGCAUCGUCAACGUCGACGAGUGGGCGGAGAAGGGGCCGCUGUCAGGCUACGAGCACCGGCUGCUGAUGAAUUACAACGACAAGCCGCUGCUGACUCGCCCGCAGCAGCGCUUCUACACUGGCCCCCACUACCUGGAGAUCGACCUGGAUGUGCACAGCUACGCGUUUGUGGCGCGCAAGGCCUUCCACGGCUACAUCCAGCGCCUGGCCCCCGUGGUCUUUGAGAACGCGUUUGUGGUGCAGGGCAACCGGCCCGAGGAGCUUCCUGAGCAGGUGCUGGCGGCGGCGCGCGUGUACCGAGUAGAUUUCACCAAGUCCCGUCCCUUCCCAGCCAAGUCGCUGGACGAGCUGGGCAAUGGCACGGGCCCGGCGCACGACGGCGAGGCGGCGCGGCGGUGA